Miniopterus natalensis is the source of this 478-nucleotide messenger RNA. Its product is annotated as serum amyloid A-2 protein-like. The record is from RefSeq and is a predicted model, not a curated record. Gene Ontology annotation, cellular component: extracellular region. Lineage: Eukaryota; Metazoa; Chordata; Mammalia; Chiroptera; Miniopteridae.
GCUGUCUCUGAGACAUAUGAACCCCAAAAGGAGGUGUGCCAGCCUUGCCCGUGUCUCCCUGACCCUCCCCUUUCAUUUCAGCACCAUGAAGCUUGUCACAGGCCUCGUGUUCUGCUCCUUGGUCCUGGGAGUCAGCAGCCAGGACUGGCUUUCGUUCAUGCGCCAGGCUUAUGACGGGGCCAGAGACAUGUGGAGAGCCUACUCUGACAUGAGAGAAGCCAACUACAAAAACUCAGACAAAUACUUCCAUGCCCGGGGCAACUAUGAUGCUGCACAAAGGGGACCUGGGGGCGUCUGGGCUGCUGAAGUGAUCAGCGAUGCCAGAGAGGGUGCUCAGAGAUUCACUGACCUUUUUAAGUAUGGAGACAGUGGCCAUGGCUUGGAGGACUCGAUGGCUGACCAGGAGGCCAACAGAUGGGGACGGAGUGGCAACGACCCCAAUCACUAUAGACCUGCUGGCCUGCCCAGCAAGUACUGA